This is a messenger RNA of Rhizophagus irregularis DAOM 181602=DAOM 197198, 240 nucleotides long. NCBI's taxonomy places the organism in Eukaryota, Fungi, Glomeromycota, Glomeromycetes, Glomerales, Glomeraceae. The record is from RefSeq and is a predicted model, not a curated record.
AUGAGUUAUGAAAAAUGGGAUCUGUUAAAAAUUCUGGCAAAUCGUGCAUAUCAUUCACCGGAAAUACAAUGCUAUGAUAAAGUACCACCGGAUGAUACUCCCGAUUGGUCAUAUGUUGAUCAACCAGAUAUGGUAUAUGACACAGAAUAUACAGACGAUUUAAAUAUUGAUGAUGAAGAUUUAGAUGCAAUUUUGGAAGAUAAAGCGGAUAAAUCAGAAAGUUUUAUGCAAAAAGAUUAA